This is a messenger RNA of Chionomys nivalis (European snow vole), 9573 nucleotides long. RefSeq names its product KIAA1958 ortholog. The record is from RefSeq and is a predicted model, not a curated record. NCBI's taxonomy places the organism in Eukaryota, Metazoa, Chordata, Mammalia, Rodentia, Cricetidae. The transcript is spliced from 5 exons. Bases 271 to 2505 code for a protein of 744 amino acids.
CGCACGGAGCGGUGCGAGCCGGUGGCCGAGCCAGGCUGGCGCCCGCGCCCCCCGCCGCACCACCGCCGCCACCCGCCGCGCAGCCCACGGGGUGCCCUUCCCGCUGCACCGGCUCCGGCACCCGGGCCUCCGGUCGUGGUGUUGUCGCCCUCCGCUCCGCCGUCCCGCUCCGUCCCGCCCGGGCCGCCCGGCUCCCGCAGGCCCCAUCGCCCGCGUUCCUAUGGACAAACGCACAGACACCUGCCGGAAAGACACUGCUGAUCCUGUAACAUGGAGGAUUGUCUUCAUACCUCAUCUGAGAAUCUGUCCAAAUUGGUCAGCUGGGCCCACAGCCAUGGGACCAUUUGCAGCCUCAUUCCAAACCUGAAACACUUGCUUUCUGAAGGUUCCCAUGGGAACCUGACUGCAAUGUGGGGCUGUAGUGCUGGCCAUGCUUACCACUGGCCACUAACAGCUACUUGCAGAGCUGGGUCCCAAGAGAGGGUUUGUUUCCAGGACAACCGAAGUUUUAAUUCUGAUAGUCCCAGUAUAAUUGGGGUGCCUUCUGAGACACAGACUAGCCCUGUGGAAAGAUACCCUGGGAGACCCGUGAAGGCAAAGCUGGACUGUGGCCGAACCAGAGACUCUUGUGACUUCUCUUACUGCAGUGAGCCCUCUGAACUGGACGAAGCUGUUGAGGAGUAUGAAGAUGAAAACACACUGUUUGACAUGGUUUGUGAGUCUUCUGUUACAGAUGAAGACAGUGACUUUGAACCGCAAACCCAGAGGCCUCAAAGUAUUGCUCGUAAAAGGCCAGGAAUAGUCCCAUCUUCCAUCCAUUCAAGUUCCCAGGGACAGAUGGUUGAUGAGUGCAGUAGUGAUGUCAUCAUCAAGAAAAUCAAGCAAGAGAUUCCUGAAGAUUAUUACAUUGUAGCAAAUGCAGAGCUGACUGGAGGGGUAGAUGGACCAGCCCUUUCCUUGACACAGAUGGCAAAGCCCAAGCCUCAAACUCAUGCUGGUCCCUCCUGUGUAGGGUCUGCUAAACUGAUUCCCCAUGUAACAUCUGCCAUCAGUGCAGAGCUAGACCCACAGAUUGUGUCAGCAUCCCCCUCUGUGAUCUCCAGACCAAUCAUCCCAAAGACUGCUAGGGUAUCUCUGGCUUCACCAAACAGAGGACCCGCUGGUGUCCAUGGCACUGCCCACCAGGUGACCAUGCAGAUGCCUGUGAGCACAUCACAUCCUAACAAACAGAUCAGUAUCCCUUUAUCUGCCCUGCAACUGCCUGGACAGGAUGAACAGGUGGCUUCAGAGGAGUUCCUGCCCCAUUUGUCUAGCCAGGUCUCAUCUUGUGAGGUAGCCCUCUCUCCCUCAGUGAACACAGAGCCUGAAGUGAGCUCCAGUCAACAGCAGCCUCCUGUCGCUCCAACCAUAACCACUGAAGCCACUGCACAGUGCAUUCCAGACCAGGAUGAAAGAGCAGCUGAGCUCAGCAGGGAGCAGAAUGAGAAAACCAUCCGGAGCACACAGACUGCGCUCCGCAAUUUCCCUUAUUCUACUAAACUCAACAAGUUUCCUGUAUUUAAUAUUAAUGAUGACUUGAAUGAUCUGUGUACCAGUGCAGUGAGCCCAAACACCACCAAAGCCACGAGGUAUGCCCUAAAUGUGUGGCGCUACUGGUGCAUGACCAACGGACUCAAAGACCACACGGACAUCACCAAGAUCCCUGCAGUGAAGUUGAAUGAGCUGCUUGAGAACUUUUAUGUCACUGUCAAGAAGAGCGAUGGCUCAGACUUCCUGGCUACCUCACUUCACGCCAUUCGCCGUGGCCUGGACCGCAUCCUGAAGAAUGCAGGUGUGGGCUUUUCCAUCACCAGCAGCACCUUCAGUUCUUCCACCAAGAAACUCAAGGAGAAGCUGUGGGUUCUGAGCAAGGCAGGGAUGUCGGGUGCCCGUUCUCGCAAUAUCGUCUACUUCUCCCUUUCUGAUGAGGAGGAGAUGUGGCAGGCAGGGUGUCUAGGGGAUGACAGCCCCAUUACUCUCCUGUCCACAGUGGUCAAGUUCAACAGCCAGUAUCUGAAUAUGCGGACGCUGCAGGAGCACGCAGACCUGAUGUAUGGUGACAUCGAGUUGCUCAAAGACCCACAAAACCAGCCCUACUUUGCCCGGACAGACAGUGUUAAGCGAGAGAGCCGAAGUGCUUCUGCUAGAGUGUGUCAUGGGAAAAUCUACCAUGAGCACUCCAGGGGACACAGACAGUGCCCUUACUGCCUCCUCUACAAGUACAUGUACAUGCACCGGCCACCUACCCAAAUGGAGGCCAGGUCUCCCUUCUAUCUGACAGCCAGGAAGGAGGCCACAGACAUGGGCAGUGUGUGGUACGAGGAGCAGAGGAUGGGGCUGCGGUCCCUGCGGGGAAUUGUCCCAAAUUUAGCCAGAAAGGUCAAGCUGGACAACUGUGAAAACUUCACCUUCGUCUCGUUCACCCAGGUCUCCAGGCGACUUAGCUCCCACAGCUGCUGCCAGUGAGACCUCCACGGCCGGGGCUUCCCUCAGGUGGUCAUGGCCAGCGUCAUCAGCAAGCAGGUCCUGAGGAGACAGAAGCUGUCUUCACUCCAUGAUGCAGCUGGCCUCCAUAACUGCAGCAGGCCAUUCCUCAGUCUUGAAAUUCAGUUUUUCAUAAAAGUAGAUGACUGAAUAAUGUUUUAUCUAAAUGUGUGACACCUUGUUAAAUCUUGGAAUCUAACACAAUGUAUAAUUAUUAUAUACAAGAGUGAAGAAAUUCAUUUUAUCUAGUGCCUUUUUAACACGGGUUUUCUUGGGGAAAAAAAAUGUUUUAAGUACUUACUUUAAAAAAAAAAAAUCCCAGUAGCCUGGUAGCUUUAGAAUGGUAUAGAAUAUGUACACUGUUGAGUUUCUUUCACAUAAGGACCUAGAGCGAGGGAGACAGAUCUAUUAAGAGAAAAGCUACACUUACACUCUUUAUGUUUUCUCGGUGAACGCUCUGCCAGGGCGGCAGACCUAUUCACUGAGAUAAAAGAAACAUUUCCACUGUGCUGUUGAUAAAGACAAUUUGGUAAAACGAAAAUCAGUACUCUGAAAAGGUGGUUCUGAGACACCACAUGCAGUGGACUCAGUAGUCUGCACCAUGAGGGUUUCUAGAAAGCCACUUGUGACCCGGAUAGGAAAACCUGAAGCAGAAGUGCCUGCACCUGUCUGAGUUCUCCACACCGUGAGAACUUUGUUGUGUGUUAAUCUGUUUUUCACAUCAUGCGGUUGUUCUGUUGGCAAGAGUCCCUGCACAUGUAAGGCUAGCUCAUGCUUUCCUAGGAAAAUCAACAAAGUAAGCCACAAAGAAAACAGAUUCCCCCACAGCAUCUACUAAAGACUCUGGAGAUCUGUAGGAUGGCACAGUGCUUUGAACACAGAUUUAGGCAGCUUACCAGGUAAGCAAGCCAGCACUAAAGACAUGGUGACCGAGUCAGAGCAUGCGUAGGUUAGUCAUACAUUGUCAAAUCAUUUCACAUUAAUAAAACUCAACCUGACCAUGUGCUGUUUAAACAGCAGAAUUUUCUAUUAGCUACUCUGAAUACAAGUUUUUAAAAAGGAACCCAAAGAGUACUGAUUAAUAGGAGUAGCUGCUACCGUACUUUCCAUUCAAGGGAAGACUGCUAUCAUUUGUGCCAUUAUGUUCUUAUGUAUGCUUUUGCAUCCCAAAUUAAAAUCCCAGUGCAGAUUCAUACUGCACAAGUCCUUAAAUUAGUCAUUUCUUUUUCAAAGCACUGUUUUAAUAUUUAUUUAAAGUAGUUGUUUUAAAGUCACUCGUUAGUCAUUGAAAUACGUGACACUUUACCAGAGAAGACUCAACCGAUGCUGCCUUAAGGAUUCAUGUUGUUCUCUUUCUAGUGAGUCCAUGCUUAGAGUUCUGUUCACUAGGUUACCUCCCUGGGUAGUGAUGAGUUUUCGUGGCCCCUUCUUUGUGUAAAUAACACGCAAUUAAUAUUCAGUGUUUGACUUGACCCUGUGUAUUAGUCUGUAGUGGCUUCCAAUCGUGAUUUUAGGGUUUUGAAGAGAUAGACAAACCAGGUGUGGUAGCACACGCCUUUAAUCCCAGCACUUGGGAGGCAGAAGGAGGCAGAUCUCUGUAAGGCCAGCCUGGUCUACAAAGCGAGUUCCAGGACAGCCAGGGUUACACAGAGAAACCCUGUCUCAGGAAUAGAGAAGCAGAGAUGGUCACAAAAUGUUAGGUCAGUCUUCUUUAGUUUGCUAAACACCCAAAAGUUAUUUUGUUUGUGGGAAGCAAACAGUUAUCUUUUCGGUUCAGCAUAUAAGAUGGAGACAUGACUUGUAUGGCCAAGUUGCAGAGUCUGCAUCUUAAUUACGAACACCAUUUUUAUUUUAGAUAGAUUCAAAAUGUUGUCAUUAGGUGUGCUGGGUUCUUUCCAAGUUUAACAUUCCCAACAGUAGCAAUAACUGACCAUAUGUCGUCAAUACCCCUGUCAAAUGAGACUGUUGAGCAUUUGAAUAAGCAUUUCUGCUUCAACUCACUGCCUUCCACCUAUUUGAUGCAUUGUAAGUUCUCCGGAUUCUCAGGUGAACAGUUAUACUAAAAACUCAAGGGUCAGAUCUUCAGUUACACUUGACAACAUGGGAAUUCUUGAGUUUUGCCUCCUUGAGUUGUGGGAGUGAGGAAGAAUACACUUACAUCAAGGGCUCCCACAUGCCAUGCACAACUUUAUUGUGUAUUUGUGCAGAUAUGGCUAUGUGAAACACACUUUAAAUCAAUGUGUGGUAAAGUGGGGUGAGCCCACUGGCUGACAGAAUAGCUGUCUUCCCAGAUAGCCACUCUCCGAAGGAGGGCCAAGAGCUUGUGGCUGAGGUUCAAAUAAAGAGCUUCUCUUUCCAGUCAAUUCUGUGCCAUCUCCACAGGACACAUAAUCUGCUUUUGGCUUAAGCAAAAGAAAGGAGAAUUCCAGAAGGGAUAGGGCAAGUUACAAGCACUUUCCCCACUUACCUUUGGGUCUCUCUGCACCAGAGUUGGGGUGUUAACCCAGAAUUUCAGUUUGAGCCGGGGUCGUAGCUCAGUGGCAGGAUGCUUGCCUAGCAUAUGCGAGGGCUUGGGUUCUGUUCCCAGCACUAAUGAAAUAAAUUAUUUAGCUAGCACACCCCAAUGCAAGUUGCCUCUGGGCCCUGCAUAAGGGAAGUUGCCAUCUCGGUUCUGAAAGGACCCCUGGAAUCUUUGAAGGAGAUCAUGUUUUUGUAUUGCUGUAAAAGAAGCUAAGGUAGGCAUGGUGACUCACACCUGUAAUUCCAACACUCACAAGACAAAGGUAAGAGGAUUGCCAUGAGUUCUGGGCCAGCCUAGGCUAUCAUAGCCAUCCUGGGCUACAGAGUGAGAUUCUGUCCUGAAAAACGUAAUUAAAGGGCCAGAGAUGGGUCAGCCAUUAAGAGGACUGGCUGCUCUUCUAGAGGACCUGGACUCCGUAAACUUCAGUCCCUGGAGAUCAGACACGCUCUUUUGGCCCCCAUGAGCACCAGGUACAAACACAGCGCACAGGCAUGCAUGCGGUAAAACACCUUCCACUUAGACAAUACAUAAAAGGAGAUGUAGGUGCUACCUCCCCAGCACCCACGGGCCUCUCUCUGGGGAAUGGCUUGCCAGCUUGUCAUCCUGGUUUGGGAGAUCCAGUUGGACAUGAAGAGUUUAACAUACUGCUGUAUCUUAGGCAAGCAACGGAUUUUUGUUGUUGUUGUUGUUGUUGUUACAACUUUUAGUAACUGGUAUCACUCAUUUCCUCCAUUGUGGAGAUUCUCUUCCUUACGUUUUUAAACUUGAAGAGGAAACCAAACAUGAUAAUCUGGCCAAGUGAACACAGCCAAACCUAUGAAGUCUACCUCUAGCACAACCAAGCCUGAUACCUCAGACACAAGUAAAAAACAAGAAAAAGGAAGACUGAGAGUCUCCAGAGGCUUUAUGGAAAGUUUCUCCAUUGUUUUCUGUGUUUUAAAGCAGAAAUAUUGUAUCUAGCCAAAACUGUGAAAGAAAUGGUCUCUUUGGUCACGUGGCCCAGUGAUUAGUCAGCUCAGACCCAUAAAUGACGGAAUUAAUUUAGUCUUAUUAAAAGUAUCAAGCAUUUCAGCAUGUUCAUAGACACAGCCAUGAAGAGGCUCUGAACAAGAGGGUAUUUAUGUAGAAAUUAAUGUCUUGACAGAUCCGGGGCCGUUCUUUCGCCACUGACUUGGGCAGCUCUGCUGGCAGCGGUGUGUGAGCUCCUCAGUGUCCUCAGUGGACUGGCUCCCGGCCAUGAGCAAGACACACUGCUGCUCUAAUACCGCUCAGUGCACUAGCAUGUCUUCUCAGGAGAUGCUUCUUUAAAUUUCAAGUUUCAGAACUUCUAAAGUUAUUUUGUUAUCUCUAGACAACAGAAUGCUAUUGUUAGUUUAAGCUACAGUAACCAUGUUGUUGCCAUUUAAAUGAACAAAAUGGUUAAAGAUCAUCGUUACCAAGUAUUCAUCACUUUAUUGCUUUUAUGAGACACUGGUUGCUUUAAAAAAAAAAAAGGUGAACUUGGAGCCAGUUUAGGCAUAGAUGAAUGCACAUAGUAGGACCUCCCAGAGACUGGCUGGCUUGUCCUAGGUGAGCUCCACUUUAGUCUGAGUUACCACUGUACUUGUCUGGGAGCUGGCAGCUGUGAACAGAACAUAGUGGAAAUUUCAAGUUUGUGGACAGUUUAAGUAAUUGACUUCUAAAAAAAUUUUUUAAUCUUCUGUGUUUAAACAUUGUUCCUAAGUAAAGAUCUUUGUUGUACUUUUUCCAUGUGAAUGAGUCAAUUCAAGGCGACUGGAACAGUGCUAGAUUGAAAAUUAUAUUGGAAGAAUCAAACCUUAAAAAUGCCAAUUAUGUGAGGGACAGGAGAGCUUUUCCUGUUUAAAAAGUUUUUAAUGAAGAUAAUUGAAUAUGGAAACAGCAGCUUGAGUUUGCCUUUAAUUGAAAGACUACUGAGAAACAAGAUCUUUCCUGAACAGAUGAGUGUCAGUGAUCAUAAAGCUUAAAAAGACUCAGUGUGAUCCAGCUUCACACACUCACGUACACACACAAAUAAAAAAAUGUGUAACUACCCCUUCUGGAUCGGAAUCUUUAGACAUCUGAUCAGAAAGCAGCAAGCUGUCUGUAAGAAGAGAAGGGUGGCUGACUUCAGCUCCUCUAUAGCACCAGGUGCUGGGAAACAGUAGGGAAUUUUAAAGAGAAAGAUUAUAUCUUUGGAAUUUUAUAUUUUAAUAUCUAAAAUAUUUUAGUUAUGAUAAAUUCCAAGAAAAUACCACAUACCCCACAACAUACAACACAUCAUUUAGACUAAAUGGAUCUAUAAUUUCAGUGUCUCUGAAAUAAUAAUCAUUGGGUCAUUAUCCACUAGAGGAAAGGAGUGGGUGCUUUGAAAUAGACAAUAAAGCUAGAAGCUAUGCACCGAAAAACCCAAGAGUCCGCUCUUGAAUGUGCUAAGUUAAUACAACAUGUACUUAAAAGUAAAUAUAGUGCCAUAGUACUGUUUUUAUUCAAUUUUAUUACUGAAAUAAUUCAUGGCAAUUGGAAAACUCAGAUACAACUCCUACAAAUGAAAUCUAAAUUAUUUUAGACUUUUCCAACAAUUAAAACAUUGCCGUAGAGCCCAUUGCUUCUAAGUGGCCACUUGUUCUGUACUGAGUCACAGCGCCAGGGCUGUGCCUGUUCACUGCAUCACGUGUACUGCUUCACUGUCCCAAAGUUAGUAACGACAGGUACAAAAUUAGACAAUUACAGAAUCAAUAUAUGGAGAGAUUGCCCAGUGGUUAAGAGCACUGGCUGCUCUUGCAGAGGACCCGGGUUCAAUUCCCAAAACCCACCUGGCAGCUUACAGCUCUGUGACUCCAGUUCCAGGGGACCAAUGCCUUCUUCUGGCCUCCACAUGCACACAAACAACUGCAAAAUAAACCUUUAAAAAGCUGGAUUUGCCAAGCAGUGGUGAACACCUUUAACCCAGCACUCUGGAGGCAGAGGCGGGCAUCUGAGUUUAAGGCCAGCCUGGUCUACAGAGUGAGUUCCAAGACAGUCAGAACUAUUACAUAGAGAAACCCUGUCUCGAACCACCAAAAAGAAAAAGAGAGAAAAGGAAGGAAAGAAAGAAAAAGAAAACAAAGACUUGGGGGCUGGAGAGAUGGCUCAGAGGUUAAGAGCACUAGCUGCUCUUCCAGAGGUCCUGCGUUCGAUUCUCAGCAACAACAUGGUGGCUGACAACCAUCUAUAAUUGGAUCUGACGGCCUUUUCUGGCAUACAUGCAGACAGAGCACACAUACCUUUAAAAAAAAAAAGCUGGAUCAGGAAAAAUGGUGUAUUCUGGAGUACAACAAUAAUAAAAGUUGGGUUUUAACUGCAGGAAGCUGGCCAAGGCAGUGGCGCAUUUCUAAAGAACUCGACAUUGCAGACAUCUGUCAGAGUUCAAGUAUUGUGAACUUGCGGGCGUAGCUCAGUGGCAGAGCACUUUAACCUAGCUUUGGUUUCUUUGUUCUGUUUUGUUGUUUAUUCUGUAGUUUUUUUGUUUGCUUGUUGUUGUUUGAUGUUUGAUUCAGGGUCUCACUAUGUAGCCUUGGGUGGCCUGGAAUUCAUUAUGUAGACCAGUCGGGCCUCAUAAAAAUUCCCCAUGCCUGCCUCCUUCAUUGCUCGAGUUGAAUGCAUGUGCCACCAUGCCCAGCCGGGCCCUAGUUCUGAUACCCAGCUUGGUGGCAGGGCGGAAAGCACAGUAAGAGAAUAAAAACAGCGAAAACAAAUUACUUCUAGAACCCACAAUACCAGUGCUGGCACUGAAACUGGGUUCUGUUGUUUCACGUGCUUGCCCUGGAUACGCUUGUGUGUCACGUGCUUGCCCUGGAUACGCUUGAAGAAAGGAAUGGAGUGCUGUCGGCCUCCUGGCUCAGCUCCUGUAGCAGUGCACUCCUAGCUGUCUGGCCAGUGAACCCUGAUGUUGACUUUAAAUUAGCAAUACAGGAGUUUACGGAUUGUUUUGUGCUUGUUUAGUUUUUCAUUCUGAAAUAGAACAAAAACUAUCCCCAGAAGGACAGACAGAGCUUCUUCUGGAUGGAAACCUGGUAUAAACUCCCCAGGGUUCUCUUGUUUAACUGUGAUUGACAAGUCUGUUUGACUUUACCACUUAGACAAGUAAUUUGUCUUUACUUAAAAUUUUAGUGUUUUCUAUAUGACAGUUUUUUGUUGUUUUGUAACAAAAAUGCAUUUGCAAUGUUUUUAUUCUCCUAGGUGUUUUUAAACACACUAGAAAGGACUUUAUGGCCGGUGUUCAUUUACUAAUGACUGAUUUUAUUGUACCCUUUCCAGCCUUUUCUUCCCUGGUAGCCACACCUGGGAACACACAUGUGCACACGGGAGCCUGUGAGCUGGAAGGCUUUGCAAACGUUUUCUGUCCAUGUCAGGAUUGGAAGGGGUUUUCUUACUCAUGCAAUCCAACCCUCUAGUUAAUGGUCAACAGAGUCUGUUAACAAUUUGCAGUGUUUGGGGGUUAUUUGUUUUAAGGUGUUGAUCUUAUUCAUGUAUAUGCAGCUUUAAUGUUU